Molecule: messenger RNA, 1437 nt
Organism: Micropterus dolomieu (smallmouth bass)
Lineage: Eukaryota; Metazoa; Chordata; Actinopteri; Centrarchiformes; Centrarchidae
Product: protocadherin alpha-8-like
Exons: 1
Biological process (GO): homophilic cell-cell adhesion
Cellular component (GO): plasma membrane
Molecular function (GO): calcium ion binding
Source: RefSeq, a predicted model, not a curated record
AUGAUUUCGGGUUUAACCAUGGAACAAAGAAGGUACGAGCCAGGAAGGGCGAGAGGAUGUUUGUUGGGCUGCGUGGCUGCUUUGCUUUUGUGGAGCGUUGCCUCAGCGCAACUAAAAUAUUCCAUUUCUGAGGAAGUUAACGAAGGAACUGUGGUUGCAAAUAUCGCAAAAGAUCUGGGAUUAGAUAAAAGCACACUGAAAGACAGGAAGUAUCGGAUUGUUUCUGGUAACGCGGAUCCCCUUUUCCAUGUAAAUCAAAACGAUGGCAUCCUGUAUGUGAGCCGAAAGAUUGACAGAGAAGAGGUGUGCGCGCAGAGCAGUACGUGUUUAAUAAAUCUGAAAACCGUGCUAGAAAACCCACUUGAGGUACACUAUGUAGGCGUGGAAGUGCUGGAUAUAAAUGACAAUUCUCCCACUUUCCCAGAGGAAGAGACAACGUUGGAGAUUUCAGAAUCCGUGUUACCCGGAGUACGUAUUCAGCUAAAAGCCUCGCGUGAUCAAGACAGUGGUCAUUUUUCAGUGCAACACUACAAACUGAGCCACAACGAUCAUUUCCGUUUGGAGGUUAAGGAUAAAGGGGACGAUGGUAAAAUACCGAUAUUGGUUGUUCAAAAAUCUUUAGAUAGGGAAUCUGCGGAAAGUCACUCAUUAGUGCUGACUGCACUGGAUGGAGGGAAACCUCCGAAAUCUGGCGAUAUUGAUAUUUUAGUCAAUGUUUUGGAUAUUAAUGAUAACGCCCCUAUUUUCACGCAAGAUGUUUAUUCUGUGAUGCUCAAUGAAAAUGCUCCAGUUGGUACAACAGUUAUACAAGUAAAUGCAACUGAUUUAGAUGAAGGACCGAAUGGAGAAGUAGUUUAUUCAUUUACCAACAGUAUGAAUAAAAGGUUAUUAAAGCUAUUUGAUAUAAAUCAAUCAACGGGUGAAAUAAUUGUCAAAGGUUUAAUAGACUAUGAGGAUAAAGACAGAUAUGAAAUUGAAAUUCGAGCAUCUGAUAAAGCUCUCGCUCCUUUGGCUACAGAAAAAAGCGUAAUUAUCAGGAUAGUUGAUGUUAAUGAUAACGCACCUGAGAUUGAAGUUACCUCAUUUUCAAGCUCCAUCCCUGAAGAUUCCAGACCAGGAACUACAGUUGCCCUUAUCAGUGUAAAUGAUUUGGACUCUGGUCUGAAUGGAAAAGUUAUUUGCUCCAUAGAUGAGGAUGUUCCUUUUGCUUUAUCACCAUCCUUACAGGACAAAAUGUAUUCAUUAGUCACCAAAUCCACUCUGGACAGAGAGAAACAGUCACAAUAUAUCAUAACAGUAUUUGCAAAAGACGCUGGUCAGCCGUCACUGUCAUCUGAAAAGACAAUAAGCGUUGUGGUGUCAGAUGUGAAUGACAACAGUCCAGAGUUUUCACUGAGUCCCUAUACUUUCUAUGUCACUGAGGGUAACAACCCAGGA